CCACGACCAAAUUAAGAAAACAUACAUAUAAAGUUGCAUAACCCUGCAAUAUAUACAGAUCAGUUUCAUUUGCUGUUUGAUCAGAAUCAUCAAAAUGGAGUUGACGCGAUUGGUUGGAAGCCUGAGCUGCUCCAUAUUCCUAGUCAUGAUGGCCAUAUCUGCGGCAGCCCAACCGUCCGAUGAUGACUCUUCUCCUCCGGUGCUUGACACCGCUGGACGGGCUCUUGAACGGGGCAUAGAAUACUACAUUAAGCCUGCCAUUACUGAUAAUGGUGGUCGUUUUACCUUGAUCGACCGAAAUGGCUCUUGCCCUCUAUACGUUGGUCAGGAAAAUGUUUCGGGUCCGGAUGGCUUCCCUGUCAUCUUUACACCUUUUGUCGAGGGAGAAACUUUAAUUAGGGAGAACAGGGACACUAAGGUUGUAUUCUCAGCAACCACAACCUGUUUACAAUCAACUACAUGGAAGUUAGCUGAGAGAGACGCAGAGAGUGGAAGGAGAUUAAUUGUCACUGGAGAAAUUGUCGUCACUGAAGAAAAUCAAAGCUGGAGAAGAGCAGGCAAUUUCUUCAAGAUUCAGAGGACUGAAGCUGGGGAUAAUAUCUACAAUAUCGUGUGGUGUCCGACUGAAGUCUGCAAUUUUUGCAGGUUCAUCUGUGGAACUGCUGGUAGUUUGGUCGAGAACGGGAAGAGGUUGUUGGCCUUGGAUGGUUCAGUGCUUCCUGUUGUGUUUGAGAGGGCUUAGAGAUUUAUAAUGUAACGAAUAAAUUAAUGGAGUACAUAGAAAAAGGGAAAUAAAUGAAAAAUAAAUGUAAAAUAAAUGGAGCCUGAUUCUAUCUAUUAGCAUGGCUGAGAAGAAUUUCAGACUUCCAGGCUGCAUAAUGAAAAGAUCAAGGCACGUAUAUGCUGGUACUCUAUAAAAGUACAAGUUCUGUAUACUGCCCUUGUUGGCUUUUUCAUUGUAUGGAUAUUGAAAUACGAUUUUCUUCCUA
Molecule: messenger RNA, 989 nt
Organism: Carya illinoinensis
Lineage: Eukaryota; Viridiplantae; Streptophyta; Magnoliopsida; Fagales; Juglandaceae
Product: kunitz type trypsin inhibitor 104-like
Exons: 1
Coding region: 95-742 (215 amino acids)
Molecular function (GO): endopeptidase inhibitor activity
Source: RefSeq, a predicted model, not a curated record